Molecule: messenger RNA, 327 nt
Organism: Linum trigynum
Lineage: Eukaryota; Viridiplantae; Streptophyta; Magnoliopsida; Malpighiales; Linaceae
Source: the annotation of a GenBank genome assembly
AUGUAUCGAAAUGAUCACUACCGGGUGUACGUGGCUGACAUAAAGAAUAGGAGGACUUUCGUACUUGACACCAUAAAGUCCAAUGCCCGAGUGGCUAAGGAGGAUCACAGACCAGUUGGGAACAUGAUUUCUGGGUAUGCGACGGCGUUCCUCAAAGAGCAGGGGGUCGAUUGUGCAUUGGAUGAGUGGCCAUUCAACAUUGCCGACGUUCCUCAGCAAGAAGGAAACCAUGAUUGCGGUGUAUUUGCAUGCCUUUACAUGGAGCUGUGGGCGGGUCACCUUCCGGUGGAAUAUAAAGCAAGUUGGCACAAGCAACCACAUGUGUAG